Tuber aestivum (summer truffle) is the source of this 2355-nucleotide messenger RNA. The record is from the annotation of a GenBank genome assembly. Lineage: Eukaryota; Fungi; Ascomycota; Pezizomycetes; Pezizales; Tuberaceae.
AGUGGAAAGGUCACAAAAAAAAUAACAAGUCUCCGCUUGGUUCACUCGUUUUGCUUCUUAUUCACAAACUCUUCAUUCCCUUUGACUCCAUUUUUCACAGUAACGGGAAUUCUACCCUGUGCAGCUUCGAAUUGCCAGCAACCAACAGUAUUUCUUACUGACCACAGUUAUGGUGGCAAGAAAUUUUAAAGGUUCGGGUAGUCCAAGAAUUAAAUUCGCCUUCUGCUUAGAAAAAAACAACACGCCGGGGGUUAGGAGUCACAAACUAGCCCUAGUGCCUUCUAGCCCUAUCCAACACCAGGACACGUGUCAUCAUACCACAUCUCUGUCAAACAUCCCCCUCCUCUAAACUUCCACUUCUCUAUCUACUCCCCUAAUAACUGAAACCAUCACGAGCGAAAAUCUUCACUACAUCCCACGUUAUGGAGGGCAUCUAUCAGGAGUUGUGGGUAUGGAAAAGAGUCAUUGUCAAAAAUGUCACCAUCCCUGUACCUCAGCCGCACUUGGUCAGGCCAGAGCCCGGAUAUGGAGUCAGCCCGGGGCAGGCUGUAACCGGGGACUUCCCUGGCCUUGAGUUCACAGAAAUGGUGCGGGAACAAGAGUUUAAAGUCCUCCAGGCUGGGGUGAGACUUCCCUGCGGCACUGAUUUGCUUCUCAUACGCUCCGAGUAUGAUCGGAUAGAGAGUCUAUUAGUAGAUUCAGAGUUGGAAAGAUGGUCCGAUGGCAUCAGACCCCCAGAACCGGAAGCCAACCUGGACUACAAGCCGUCUGGUCCUUCUGGCCCAGGUAUGUAGUAAUUAUCUGAUCCAUAUCUGAUUCCCAGUCUGACCUAUGAGAAGGAAAAUCUGUUUUCCUUUCUUACCUUCUCGCGCGUAGGCUCGCUCUGGGUCAGCCCACCGUUUACCGUGAGGAUGACAGAAAGUGUUUUCUCUUCGAUCAAUACACCCCGGGAAAGCAAGUGAACGCAGAUGCUCUAUUUAGCCUUCCCAUGGAGCAACAAAAACGACUCUGGAUUCUCACUUCUGAUCCGCCUACCGAUCCACGCUGGAGUCAUUCAUGCGGUUGGUUUGUGGUGUAAAUGUUGGCAUGCACUACAUGAGUGAUUGGUAAUGGGGUGAAAUAUUCACUGUUUUCAAGUAUUAACCAUGCCUGCAUAUAGGGUGAGCAAUCAGCUAACAAGGGUACUUUGUGAUAGAUUAUUGGGGCCGGAUCUUGCGACACCCAGUGAGAUUCGGAAUCUCUACAAAACUUUCGUUUGUCUGGGCCCCGCGGCGAGCACAUGCUUGAUAUCCAUCCCUGCCAUGAUUGAUGCAGGCUAUCACCGUAGGCUGAGAGCUCAUCUUCGCCGUGUGGAUACCGAUAUACAGACUUUCCUUGCCCGGGGAGCUAAUAAAAAAAAAGCAUAAUAGCUAGCCUCGCCGGUCCUCUCUCCCCCAAUUCAGCCGUCAUGGAACCUGUCGAAGAGGCAUUGUUCUGCAAGGCUGGAAUUACUACCAGAUGGCCAGCCCACCGGGUACUUAUGGUAGCACUGGAGCAGUCCUCCCGAAUAGGAUUUGGGUUAUACCGUUAUUUUUUACGCUAUCAAGGAUUGGAAAACAUUAGUGGAUGGAUUUUCGAGGGGUGUGCCCAAUACGUGCUCAGCCAUGGAGGGUCCUUCAAUGCCAACGAAAUUCUGAUCGCAAACGAUAACCCUCUCCCACUCAAAUUCGCAAUCCAAAAGAAUCAAUCCGCCUGUUUUCAUUAUUUUGCCAGUACAGGCCACCUUGCCCAACAGGUUCAGGAUAGGUAUCGUGAAGGUCUUGCACCAGAUACGGUAGGGAAAUAUUUCCUGCCGUACAGCAGGCGGCCGGAGUCUAUUGAUGGGCUGGUUUUUAGUCAUUGGGACACCUUGAUUCUAUUCCGGAUUACGAUCGCUAGAACUACCACAUUCGAUUCCCGAGAGAUACAAGACCUCUCCCGUUGCUUGCCGGCAACCACCGGUCGGAUCUGCGUUGUCUUUGUUGUCCCGCAAGCUUUCACUAGACCUGACGUCGCACUCAUUUGCAAUUCUGAGGCCCCUGCCAUUAUUUCACAAGUCAGCGGUUUAACCAUCCGGCUGUUUCAGCUAGUCUGUACAUAUAAUGAUAUGCAAGCGGCGGUUGUUGAAAGACCAUUCAUCUAAAUGGAUAGCGAUUGUAAUGCGUAUGGAGGAAAGGGCGAAUACUAGGAUAUGGAGGAUAUUACAAGGACCAGUAUAUGAUAAGGUGUGAGAUAGGGUAUACAAGAUUUGUGGGUCGUGGGUCCAAUGGGCAUCGGGGGCAUGGGUUGACUUGCUUGUUCAUGAUAUUUGAUCAAUUUCAUCGGUCAAGUGGUUAG